Molecule: messenger RNA, 1851 nt
Organism: Eucalyptus grandis
Lineage: Eukaryota; Viridiplantae; Streptophyta; Magnoliopsida; Myrtales; Myrtaceae
Product: transcription factor bHLH130
Exons: 8
Coding region: 311-1489 (392 amino acids)
Biological process (GO): regulation of transcription by RNA polymerase II
Cellular component (GO): nucleus
Molecular function (GO): DNA-binding transcription factor activity, RNA polymerase II-specific; protein dimerization activity; RNA polymerase II cis-regulatory region sequence-specific DNA binding
Source: RefSeq, a predicted model, not a curated record
UGUGCGUCACUCUACUCCAUAGAGUAAACCCAUUUGGAUAUUUUCCCAGAAAGGACUCGCUGUACGGUUGAUCUCAAAUUAGCCUCUGGUAUUAAGAUUGGAUUUGAUCUGAGACUCUUUCGGACUCCUCCUGUUUUGAAGCCACUUGGAUGAAGCAGAACCAGAAGGCAGGAACCCAGAAAGAUACUCGAGUUAUUUCAUUACUGGAAAAAAGAACUCGAAGUUUGGUCUUAAGCAAACCCGGAGUUCUCCAAUAGAUCGAUCACUACUCGCAGCUAGGCAGAGCUGUUAAGGCAUCUUCAUAAAUACGAUGAGUCUCCUGUUCAGUCCAAGAGUGGAAUGUUUAGAGGGAGAGUUGAAAAAGGAUCCAGGAUUCAUGGAGUCGGUUAUGCAUAACCCACCGCAUUUGCAGCAACUGAACUCCUCCUUAAUGCGAUAUCGGUCUUCUCCAAGCUCUUUCUUCGACUGUUUGGUCAAUGGCAACGGUUGUGACAUCGGAUGUGAGGAUUACAGCUAUCCCCAUCCUUUGAGCCCUGAAAUGGAUGCUGCCAUUGUCAAACUCAUGUCGAUUGAUGGUUUUGAAUCUAAUGAUAUGCAAGAGGAUGGCCGGAGAUCUGUAAAGCAGGAGUCAGAAGUUGUCUUCAGGACUAGUGUAUCUCCGGCCAUGGAUGGUACUUCCCCAGUGCACCGCCAUCUGGAUCAUGAAAUUUUAGCAAAUUCUAUUGGAUUUGGGAGCUUCUUCGAUGAAGCCAAUUCCAUGGUUUUGCAAAGUAAUGCCCCUGCAGAAUUGGGUAGCGGAAAACGCUCCAAUCUUGUCAGGCAGAGUAGCUCCCCAGCUGGUUUCACUUCAAACAUUGUUGUCGAAAUUGGCUUUGACGCCAGGAGAGAUGCUCAGAAUCUUGAAAUGCGUAAAGGAGAUGGUUCUUUUUGUAGUAAAUCCAAAUCAGUUGGUCAAACAGAUUUGAGGUCCACAUCAAUUUCAACCUCAAGGCAUAUGCCUCAGAUUGCCGAAAUGGAGAAUGAGAACAAACUAGACCGUAUGAGAAAAUCUUGGAAAAAUACAACAUUCAAUGGCCUAAAGAGGGUGAGAGAGGAGGAUGCAAACUUGUCUUCCAGCAUACACACUAUGGAAAAUCAGGAUAACAUGACCCAAAACAGGACGCAUGGGUUGACACACCAUUUGAGCUUGCCCAAGACUUCCACUGAAAUGGCUGCUGUGGGAAAUAUUUUGCAUUUUCAAGAUACUGUUUCUUGUAAAGCUCGUGCGAAACGAGGUUGUGCCACCCACCCAAGAAGCAUAGCUGAGAGAGUUAGAAGAGGGCGCAUCAGUGAAAGGAUGAGAAAAUUGCAAGAUCUUUUCCCAAACUUUGACAAGCAAACGAGCACAGCAGAUAUGCUGGAUAUGGCAUUUGAGUACAUUAAAGACCUUCAAGAGCAGGUUAAGUUGCUCAGUGAAAGUAAGGCAAAGUGCAUAUGUUCGAGUAAAUAAUGCUAAGAAGGGUCUUCUGGUACUUUUCUGCCCGUUCUGCUUCUACAAAUUACAAAAUGGGAAACCUCUUACUCUCGACUCCACAUGAUAGAUGGAUAGACUCCACAUGAUAGACGGAUAGAAAGUAAUCGCUUUCAUUGAAAAAGUUGUAUGGUGCAUUGAAAUUUAGGAGCCAUUCCAUUUAAACCGUCAGAAAGAAUGAGUACUAGCAGUCUACCACUUCAACUUUUAAUUUACAGCAAUAAGAUGACCACAUAUAUCAUUCGGCAUCAUAUAAGCCAUGUCAAUUGGUUUUUGUAUACAAUGAAGUACUCGAUUUUCUAUUAUAUUUGGCAGAAUUGAAUUUAAGAGGUGUAGAUCAA